Priapulus caudatus is the source of this 6700-nucleotide messenger RNA. RefSeq names its product collagen alpha-1(IV) chain-like. The record is from RefSeq and is a predicted model, not a curated record. Gene Ontology annotation, cellular component: basement membrane; collagen trimer. The transcript has 39 exons. NCBI's taxonomy places the organism in Eukaryota, Metazoa, Priapulida, Priapulimorpha, Priapulimorphida, Priapulidae. Bases 252 to 5360 code for a protein of 1702 amino acids. Gene Ontology annotation, molecular function: extracellular matrix structural constituent.
UGAACGCGUAGGAACUAUUUGGCGUACUCGAGAAAGUAGUUCUAAGGCGGUCGCUCUCUCGCGCAUCGCAGCAUCUAGCUUUUGCAAGUGCUGCUAGCCAGUGUCAAACCAACAUGGACAACUUUCGGUGAUUUUCAGGGGAAAAGUGAUAGAUAAUUCGGACUAAUAUUGUCGCCGUUUGCGCGAAAAGUGCUUAAACACAUUAGGCACUUCAGUGUGAAGUUAGUUUGAAUGUACAGCACUUCUUUGCAAUGAAAGUUAGAUCAAUUUUGAGAGGAGAAAUCCUCCUAGUGUUGGGGUUGCUCAGCCUACUUCACCAGAGCGAAGGCGCGGCGUGCAAGGGAUGUAUAUACCCGAUAUGCAGAUGUUUAGGUGAUAAGGGAAUAAACGGUGAGUCCGGAUGGCAGGGCGUGCAGGGCCCGCCGGGCAUGCCGGGAUUGCCCGGGCGGGAAGGGCCCGUGGGGGAGCUUGGCUUCAGAGGCGACCCUGGUGAUGCAGGAGCUAUCGGACCGAAGGGCAUGAGAGGAACACAGGGCAUGCCAGGUUUCCCAGGUGUUCCUGGUAUACCGGGUUUACCAGGUCUAGAGGGUCCAACUGGAGAGGAUGGCAUCCCAGGUUGCAAUGGUUCUGAUGGCUCUUCAGGCCUAUCUGGUUAUCCCGGGGCACCUGGCAGACCAGGUCGGGAUGGAGGAGCAGGUCUACAUGGGCCAAAGGGAGAACCAGGCGACGGAGGUAUUAACUCCCCAGGCUACAGAGGCGCAUCAGGUGACUCUGGAUACGACGGAAUCCCAGGAGCUCCUGGUUUGCCCGGAAACCCGGGUCUGCCAGGUUUAUCCGGAGACCCAGGACCAUUGGGGCCAAUUGGCAUAAAUGGUCCAGAAGGCCCUCCCGGAGAUCAAGGGCCUAGAGCAACGACAGGUCCGAAAGGUGAAAAGGGUGAACCAGGACCGCGGGGUAAGACUGGUGAGGGAGAUACGAUAGAACUGGUUGGCGAUGACAACGAGAUGGAGAUUGAGUAUCAGAAAGGUGACACGGGCAAAAAAGGCUUCAAGGGAGAAAAGGGAAUGGAUGGAAUUAAGGGAAUGACCGGAAUGGACGGGCCAUCGGGUCUAGAUGGCUGGCCAGGAUCUAAAGGAGAAUGGGGCGAUUCCGGAAUGGGGGGACCACGGGGAAAGCGAGGCAAGGAUGGACCAAGUGGAGAAUCGGGUCAAAAGGGAGACAAGGGUACUCCUGGUUAUCCUGGAGUAGCGGGAGCACCGGGAGACAAGGGCGUUUAUGGCGAAGAGGGUCUUACUGGACGUAAAGGUGGAAAGGGAGACCCAGGAAAGUCCAUUCCAUCCCUUAUCCGAGUCAAAGGAGCGCGUGGACCGAAGGGUUCGCCAGGCUUUAGGGGUAAGGAUGGACUACAGGGCCGACCAGGACCUGAUGGCUUCCCAGGACAAUUCGGACCUCCGGGACUGCCAGGAACCGAUGGGCGCCCUGGGGCGGCUGGUCCUAAAGGCAUCAGCCUACCGGGCCCAAUUGGAGAACCAGGCAUACCCGGUAGAGAAGGACUGGACGGGAAACCAGGAACGACUGGAUACUCCGGUGCCAAGGGAAACAAGGGAAUGCAGGGACUCACCCGUAUAGGACCAAAAGGUCUUGAUGGGUUGAGCGGUCAGGAUGGUUUCCCUGGUCGCCGUGGUAGCAGGGGUAACACGGGUCCCAUAGGUCUCCCGUGCUCUCGUUGCGACUUUGAUGACACCAACGUGCCACCUACCGGUCUAAAGGGAAUGUCAGGAGAGCCCGGUGACUCUGGCAUGCCAGGCCUAGAUGGAAUUAAUGGGCUUCCAGGAUUAAGAGGGCGGAAGGGUGAGGACUGUCCGUACUGCACUAAUGGAGGUCCAGGAGAUUUGGGCGUUGCAGGAAGCUAUGGCCGAUCAGGACCACCUGGCGGUGAGGGCCCGCCAGGAUUCCGUGGGACACCUGGUUUAGCCGGUAUGCCAGGUGUACCCGGCGCUCAAGGCUUUGAUGGCAUAGAGGGAAUGGAUGGACUGCCCGGACAGAAUGGCUACGGUGGAGAGAAGGGAGAAGCAGGGGAGCUAUUCCUUCCACCAAAAGUUGAGGGCGAGCAAGGUGACUCCGGCUUUCCAGGUUUGCCCGGACUUCCUGGUGUUUCCGGACCAAAGGGCUAUCCGGCCAGAGAUGGUCUUCCAGGCUUCCCAGGUUUGAAGGGAAUGAGAGGUGUGGAUGGCUUGCACGGUCUGCCUGGUCUCGAAGGCCCAGUUGGCUACUCAGGUCUAAACGGAUUUGAGGGACGGAAGGGAGAUAAGGGUCCUCUUGGACCACCCGGUCCUCCAGGUCCUUCCACGCCCGGACAGCUGAAGGGAACGACGGGUGAUCAAGGUCGACCUGGUUACAGAAAGGGAUGGAAGGGAGACACUGGUGUAGAAGGUGACAUUGGUUUCAAGGGUUACCCGUCUGACAGAGAUGGAUUCCCUGGACUCGAUGGUCUCCCCGGACCUAAAGGUUUCCACGGUCGUGAUGGCCUGCCUGGUCUGUCUGGAGCAAAGGGAGAGACCGGCGCACCGGGUAGAGUGAUAGGAUCGAGUAAGGGACAGACCGGUGAGCUCGGACCCAACGGAUGGCCCGGUGACGCAGGUCCUGAUGGUCUUCCAGGCUUCCCGGGACCGGAUGGACUUGGCGGCCCUACCGGACUGCGAGGAGACGAAGGUUUCCCUGGCUUACCCGGAUUGGACGGACUACCGGGAGAGCCCGGUGAUGCUGGAGCAAACCUCAAAGGUGGGGCUGGAGAACCCGGUCGCAUUGGCCUGCCAGGCUUCCCCGGUGAGAAGGGCGCUCCGGGUGACUAUGGUUUGGAUGGCGCUCCGGGGCUGUCAGGCAUGCGCGGACUGGACGGACUUCCGGGCUUCCCAGGCCUGCGAGGCCGUGAUGGCGAAUCGGGAUCCGCCGGUCCUGCUGGCGAGGAUGGAAUACCUGGCAUCCCAGGAGACGACGGCGAGCCAGGAGUAGAGGGUCUCGAUGGCGGACCAGGACAGUCUGGCAGGGAAGGUUUACCGGGAGCACCAGGAAACCAGGGUGCAAUCGGUGACAGUGGGUAUGACGGAAGACCCGGUGCCUCAGGACCAGCCGGUAUGAAGGGUGAGCCAGGUCUGCCUGGUUACGAUGGUCUCCCGGGUAGGGUCGGAGAGGCUGGUCUGUAUGGCAGCAAGGGACAGAGAGGUCUGCCAGGAGACUCAGGUUUGCCAGGCAGAGACGGUGAAGCAGGCUUGCCAGGCCUAGAUGGGCUUCCAGGCUUCAGAGGAGACCAAGGAUACGGAUAUCCGGGAACAGCAGGACGUUCGGGCGCAGAUGGUCUUUCGGGACUACUUGGUUUGCCUGGGCGCGAUGGCACUAAGGGCGAGAUUGGAGAGAUGGGACUCCCGGGUCUCGAUGGAGAAAACGGAAGACAGGGACCUGCAGGCUUUGAGCCAGGACUACCAGGACUCGAUGGGCUGCCUGGCCUUUCCGGAGAGAGGGGAUUGGAUGGUCUGCCAGGUCUACCAGGCCGCAAAGGAGAAGCAGGUACAGAUGGCUAUCCAGGUGAAAUUGGUCCUCCAGGAUUCGCAGGCCCUGACGGAGACCCCGGUCUCAAUGGUCUACCCGGUCUGGAAGGACGUGAUGGACCAGCAGGAGACAGAGGGCUCGAUGGUCUGCCCGGUCUCCCGGGAAGAAGAGGAACUCCUGGGGUAUCAGGAAGAUCUGGUGCCAAGGGCUUCCCCGGUAGACACGGAGGAGAUGGUUUGGAUGGCCUACCGGGUGCAAAGGGUCUAGUUGGCAACAGUGGGAGAGAUGGCUUACCCGGUCUGCCAGGUCUUGAUGGACUCAAGGGUACGAAUGGACUUCCCGGUCUGCCUGGCGAAUUCGGAGAGAAUGGUCGCGUCACCGGCGGCAGCCGCGGCAUGCGGGGAGAAGACGGUCUACCCGGCAAUGACGGACUACCGGGCUUGGACGGGCUGCAAGGCAACCGAGCAGAGGACGGCAUGCCAGGCCUCAAGGGAGACUCCGGACUGCCUGGUCUCGAUGGGUUGCCCGGAGAACGAGGAGAAGACGGAAGGGCCGGAUUUCCCGGAACACCCGGACGCAAAGGUUCACCCGGAUUCGAUGGUCUCAACGGAUUGGACGGUCUGGACGGACCGAGAGGAGAAUCCGGUUUCGAUGGUCUUCCCGGUCUGCCGACCUACGCCCGAGAGGGACUGCCAGGUAUCCCAGGCCGCGAUGGACAGAAGGGAGAGUCAGGCCUUCCCGGUCUAGACGGUCUGCCAGGACUUCACGGAUUGCGGGGAGAUGAUGGUUACGACGGUCUCAAUGGUCUGCCAGGACUGCGGGGUGACCCAGGACCCAAGGGCUACCCUGGUGAUCCGCCACCGUCCAACCAGUCGAGCUUCGCACCGGCCGGAGAGCGGGGCAUCCCGGGCCUGCCUGGUAUGCGAGGCAUGGUCGGACGUGAUGGUCUCCCAGGACUGGAUGGCUAUCCGGGCAGAAAGGGAGAGGGUGGCCGCCCUGGUCAACAAGGAUUCGAUGGCACCGGAGGACCACACGGCCCCGAUGGCUACCGUGGCCAGCAAGGCAGAGAGGGAUACCCUGGUCCUAAGGGCUACCCCGGCCCCGAUGGAGGUGCCGGAGGUGCUAGUCCACCGUUGGGCUUCAUCUACACCAGACACAGCCAAACCACGGACGUACCCAUUUGCCCCAAUGGACAGAACAAGCUGUGGGAUGGAUAUUCGCUCCUCUACGUACAGGGCAACGAGAGGGCCCACUCUCAAGAUUUAGGCGCUCCGGGAAGCUGCAUCCGCCGCUUCAGCACCAUGCCGUACAUGUUCUGCAACCUGAACAACGUCUGCAACGUCGCGCAGCGCAACGACUACAGCUACUGGCUGUCGACGCUUGAGCCGAUGACGAUGAUGAUGACGCCGAUGGUUGGCGAGGAGAUUCGGCCGUACAUCAGCCGCUGCACGGUGUGCGACGCGCCGUCGCAGGUGAUCGCCGUGCACAGCCAGAGCAUGCAGGUGCCAGACUGUCCGCACGGCUGGGAGUCGUCCUGGAUCGGAUACAGCUUCGUCAUGCACACCGGUAACGGAGCGCAGGGCGGCGGACAGAGCCUGCAGUCGCCCGGCAGUUGCCUCGAAGACUUCCGUCCGACACCCUUCAUCGAGUGUCACGGCGUCGGCACGUGCAACUACUACAGUACGACCUACAGCUUCUGGAUGACUACAAUAGAGACGAGCCAGCAGUUCAGGAAUCCCGUGCCGCAGACCAUCAAGGCGGGCAACCUGCGUUCCCACAUCAGCCGCUGCGCAGUGUGCACGAAGCGACUGUAAUAGAGGGUCUUACACAUCUGUACAGAUACAAGCGUUUAUUGUAUAAUAGAAGGUACCAAAGCAGUCGAGUAGUCAGUUGUUCCUCUCUGUAUAUGUAUCAGUAAUUGAGAUUUACAUUCGCUUGGUGCUAUUUUGUCAUAGUCGUGAGGGUAUGCGUUUUGUCUCCGAAGCCAAGAGGUACUUUAUAUUUCGUGCGCUCGCGGUGGUAAAGUUCGAGGUACCUUUUUAACUAAACUUUGACCGGGCGUUAUAAAGUGUUUUUCAGGUUUGCGCAUCUGCUUUUGAAUACGUGAAAUAAUGCAUGAUCGUAGUUUGAUAUUCGCCGCUUUUAGAUGCUUACCCACUGUAUAUGUUGUAACCAUAUCAAAUAAAUAUUUGAGGUUUUUCAGACGUUUUAUGGAUAAGAAAAGACAACGGUCUAGUAAAAUCAUGCGUUUCAGGGUUGCCAGACAGGCUCCAAAAACGAACACGUGUGCAUGACUAUAUCAGUGUAAGACAAUCAUCUGUCGGUACAAUAUCAAAGUCGCCAUCAUGGUUAUUGUUAAAGUGUUGAUUCUGUGUUUCCGGAGCAUUUUAUAUUUUCGUUAUUAUUAUGUUUAUGAAUUCGUUAAUCAGUGCAUUUAGUCGUCGUUUGCCUGUCUGGCGCCUCGCGUGGCUGUAAGGAAUACACGCCUUACCUCGUCGUACGGACGUUUACGAUCCGUUACGCAGACGAACGCAUUAAUAUCAGCCACUGUCCCGAAACAACAUAGUAGAUUAUCUACUCGCAUCUAGUCCUACAUUUUCUCCUACUUCGUUUAAAGGCAAGAGUAGAUUGUGAUCGUACGAGGAGUAUGGGAAUCUUGUCAUGAAAUUGCAUUUAUACGCAACUGCAUUUAAAAUGCGUCACGGCCAGAGGAAAAACACCUGUAACCAGUCGGGGGUUUCUUUAUAUCGCGUAUAGGCACCUCUGAACGCCAUAACCGCGUUGGUAUAUAUUUUCGAAUACGGCUCAUUGUUGCCGAUCGCUAUAGAUGUCAGUUAUACAACCAGACCUGGCAACAGAUAGCGGUUGAAGCAAGUUGCCCAUGUUUUAAUCGCAGAGCCACUAUCCGACGUAUGGCCACAAAUAUUAGAGCCACUGAACACUAUCCUUGACUUCCUUAUCACGUAAAUCUGGUGCACGUCGACUUCUAUGGAGAACAAAUGUGAAACAAGAGAGAAGACCCAACCAGACACGAAUUUUAAUGAGAUCAAAAUUUUUAAAGAAAAUCCCCGGACAGUUAUUCUGGCAAGCAUGCAUUUACAUACCGGCGACGAACUCUGGUGCUGAAUAAACUGUUUACUGGAUGUCAGGCAUA